UAGCAGCCAAUCGCAGCCAGGCUCGUCUGCUAUAAAAUAAAUGAUCCGAGCGUACAAAAUUCUGGAGUCCAGAAUUGGCGUUGGUGUGCUCAUUCUUCCGUCUAAGAAAAUAGAGAUCUUUGUGUCUUCCUCGAACGAUCGACAGCGUGGGCAUCAGGAAAAAUCAACCAUGCCUUUCAGCAGCACCCACAACCAGAUGAAGCUGAAGUUCUCGGUGGAAGAGGAGUACCCUGACCUCAGCAAGCACAAUAAUCACAUGGCAAAAGCGUUGACUCCGGCAUUGUAUGCACAACUUCGGGACAAACAAACUUCCAGUGGAUUUACAGUGGAUGAUGUCAUUCAAACUGGGGUUGAUAACCCAGGCCACCCGUACAUCAUGACAGUGGGCUGUGUGGCUGGAGACGAGGAGACCUAUGUAGUCUUCAAGCCUCUGCUGGACCCUAUAAUUGAGGCCAGACAUGGAGGCUACAAGCCCACAGACAAACACAAGACUGACCUGAACCCUGCCCACCUGAAGGGUGGGGAUGACCUGGACCCCAAAUAUGUCCUGAGUUCCCGAGUCCGCACUGGCAGGAGCAUCCGCGGGUUCUGCCUGCCUCCUCACUGCAGCCGUGGAGAGCGGCGUGCUAUUGAGGCAAUGUCUAUUGACGCAUUAAGUUCCUUAAGUGGGGACCUGAAAGGCAAAUACUAUGCUCUGAAGAACAUGACAGAUGAGGAGCAGCAGCAGCUGAUCGAUGACCACUUCCUAUUUGACAAGCCAAUCUCUCCACUGUUGCUGGCUUCCGGGAUGGCCCGUGAUUGGCCUGAUGCCAGGGGAAUCUGGCACAAUGACAACAAGACUUUCCUGGUGUGGGUCAAUGAAGAGGAUCACCUACGAGUCAUUUCCAUGCAGAAGGGUGGGAACAUGAAGGAGGUCUUCACCCGCUUCUGUAACGGCCUCACCAAGAUUGAGGCCCUGUUCAAGCAGAAAGGUCACGUAUUCAUGUGGAACGAGCACUUGGGCUAUGUGCUGACCUGCCCCUCUAACCUGGGCACUGGCCUGCGUGGUGGAGUACACGUCAAGCUCCCCAACCUCAGCAAACAUGACAAAUUUGGUGAGGUGCUGAAGAGGCUGAGGCUCCAGAAGCGUGGAACAGGUGGUGUGGACACUGCAGCUGUGGGCGGAGUCUUUGACAUCUCUAACGCUGACCGCUUGGGCUUCUCUGAGGUGGAGUUGGUACAGAUGGUGGUGGAUGGAGUCAAGCUGCUGGUGGACAUGGAGAAGCGUCUGGAGAAGGGCCAGUCCAUUGACGACCUUAUGCCUGCACAGAAGUGAACUCGUUGUGUUAACCCCGACCCCUGCCCCUCACACCCCAGCUCUUCAAGUGUACCUUUUGAUCAAAUAACCUUAUCCUUAUCGAGGCAUACACUUCUGUUGAGUGCUGGAGACUCUUAAAUUAGUGAAAAUGGGUCUUCCGUCAUUGUGAUGAAAGGAUGUUUAUAUCUCACAGGUAUUGGAAUGCUCUUAUGGAUUGAUUGUAACCCCUGAAAAUAAAUAUUCUUGGCCCAUUG
Anguilla anguilla (European eel) is the source of this 1551-nucleotide messenger RNA. Its product is annotated as creatine kinase B-type-like. Bases 41 to 1315 code for a protein of 424 amino acids. Gene Ontology annotation, molecular function: creatine kinase activity. The transcript has 8 exons. The record is from RefSeq and is a predicted model, not a curated record. Lineage: Eukaryota; Metazoa; Chordata; Actinopteri; Anguilliformes; Anguillidae. Gene Ontology annotation, biological process: phosphocreatine biosynthetic process.